Brassica napus (rape) is the source of this 987-nucleotide messenger RNA. RefSeq lists its product as uncharacterized. The coding region runs from base 384 to 668 and encodes 94 amino acids. The record is from RefSeq and is a predicted model, not a curated record. The transcript has a single exon. NCBI's taxonomy places the organism in Eukaryota, Viridiplantae, Streptophyta, Magnoliopsida, Brassicales, Brassicaceae.
ACCUUGGAAGAUCUUAUAUCUUGCUUCAAACAUGCAAUCAUUUUCACUAGUAUAUAUGAGAAAUCAUUUACAUAUUACAUGUUUUACUAGGCUUGUUUGGACAUACCGUCCCCGCCUAAGAUCAAGUUGGUGGGAAACUAACAGAUUUGGUGAAAAAAGGAAAGAAAGAGACAUGUUUUUGUCAUGCUUACUACCUUUAUCCGUUGAUAAAUAUCCUCAACCGCAGACCCAAAAAGAUAUAUAUUAUUGUUUCCUUCUUAUAAAAGAGAUAUAAACACACCAAACAUUUUCAGAUUUAAGCUUUUCUUCUUACUUCUUAGAGGGGGCAAUAUAAUUGAUUCUUGUUUUUGUAAGCCAACCAUCAUGAUCAGUUUCCAAAAAGAAUGGAUGCUUACACUUGUAUCGUCGUGAUCUUCUGCAUCGCCUUGUUUGCUAUCAAUCUAGUGUUUGCUUGUUUCACUUGCUUCUCCAUUCUUCAUAGCUGCGUGACAGAUGCAAACAAGGAUUUGAGUGACCUAAAGAAGUAUCUUAUUGAACGGGAAGAAGGUAAACCAGAUGAUGAGAAGGUAAUAAUCAUUGCAGUCCCGAGUAACAAAGGAUUCUCUGACUCCGUAGAUGGUGAUGAUUGUGGUGGCCAAGAUUGCUCCCAGGGUAUUUGUACUUGUUGAAGAAAGUUUGGUUUCUAUUUUCAUUACACAAUAUUUCAAUAAAUGUUUUGCAAUUUUUCUUUGAUCAUUCAUAUUUGUGAAUGGUUCAAUACCAAGGUUGAGAGACUCGAGAGUAGGAGCAUCACAUCCAUAGAAAAAUCCAGAAUAUUUUUCAUUCUUUCUUUGUGUAUGAGUGUAUCAUGAGAGAAAUAGUUUCAAACUAUGUAUGUAUUAUAGAUUUAUAGUCCAUAUAUACGUAUAAUUCACCAUGUUUAGAUACAGGCUCUGUAAUGAAAUUUGUUUUCUUGGUGUUGUAAUGAAAUUUGUUUGGAAUAUUGAA